Messenger RNA from Ipomoea triloba (trilobed morning glory), 3572 nucleotides. RefSeq names its product SAC3 family protein A-like. Bases 275 to 3343 code for a protein of 1022 amino acids. The record is from RefSeq and is a predicted model, not a curated record. Gene Ontology annotation, cellular component: nucleus. Lineage: Eukaryota; Viridiplantae; Streptophyta; Magnoliopsida; Solanales; Convolvulaceae. The transcript has 13 exons.
UACGUAUAUUCACACAGCAAUUUAUUUUUUAAAUUUAGAAUUUUCAAUUUUAGUUUGCAAAUUACAAUCGAAUAAUUUUUAGUAAAUUGUAUCUCAAAUGGUCCAUUGCUAGUUGCUGCACGAAGAGGAGGAGAUACUGUUUUCUGGCUUGUUAUUACUAUUAUCUCUGAAGGUUCGAUUUUGUUGGUUGCAACAAAUUAGGGUUUGUCGGUUAAUUUCACAUCCAAUUAGUUGAUUGGAAUUGUUUAGUUCUCUGCAGAAUACUGAUGACAAAAUGAUAAAUCAAGGAGGCAGUGCUAUGAACACCGUGACUGCGUUCGAGCCCAUCUCACAGGAGAAACACCAGGUUGUUGAUGGAAAUCAACAUUAUACAUCUUCCUAUUAUGCUCCUCCUGGAACUGCAUCAGCAUCAUGGACUUCUCAUGGGGUGGAUAGCUACGCCACAAAGACUGGAGUUGGUUCCAAUUCCAGUUAUGACCAUGAUCAACGAGCAGGGAUGACUUCUGGGAAUGUUCAAGAUGGCCCAAGUGUGACAUCUACUAGCACUACAAAUUCAGGAGUGACAAAUGUAACUCAGGAUUAUAGUAGUUAUCCCACCUAUCCGAGCACUGAUCCAUAUGGCUACAACACUGCAGGAUAUGCUGGUUACUACAAUGGCUAUCAACAGCAAUCUAAUCAACCUUAUCCCCAACCGAAUGGAGCAUAUCAAAAUACAGGUGCUUAUCAGCCUCUUUCCUCAUAUCAGAGUACUGGAUCUUAUGCUGGAGGUACAAGUUUUUCAAGCACUUAUUACAGUAAUACUGAUUAUCAGACAUCUGGAGGUUACCCCAGUGGUGGAGGCUACCCAAGUGGUGUCUAUAGUAAUCAGUAUGGGCAGUAUGCUCCAUAUCCUUCUCAUCAGUAUCCUAGUUCAGACUCUUCUCAUCUGUACCAUAGUUCAGAUUCAACUGCUAGCUACAGUUCUACGACUGCUGUUUCCAGUUCACAAUAUCAGCAACAGUAUCAGCAAUGGGCAGGCUACUACAACCAAACUCAGACAGAAGUCAGCUGUGCUCCUGGAACAGAAAACCUUUCUGUUUCCAAUGCAUCUAGUUUGAGUUGUUCUGUUCCAGGUGUUAGUGGUGGAUAUGCAACUUCAAAUAACCAAACACCAGCACCUUAUGUUCCACCACCGAAGCCAGAGUCUGAUACUUCUGAAUUGCCUACAGUGCAGUCUGCUGCAAUAAGUGACAGUGCCCAUGAUAGUUACUGGAAACAUUGGGCUCCAGCUUUCCAAAAUCAACAGUCAAGUUCAGUGCAAGUUCACAUUCAAAAUCCAUCAGUUUCAACUCCUUAUGAUAACUUUCAGAAUCAACAGACAUCCACAAUUGCUCAAGGACCAAAUGUUCAGUAUACUGCUUCUCAUCAGAUGACUCCUACUAACCCUAAUUAUCAGUCAAGCUUGCAAAACAUUCAUCAAACUGUCCCACAAACAGUUCCACCAGAAGAUACACGCAGGGUAAGCAAAUUGCAGAUUCCAACAAAUCCUAGAAUAGCUUCAAAUUUGGGCUUGAAUUUACCGAAAACAGAUAAGGAUAGCUCUACAACUACUGCAGCUGCAAAACCAGCCUAUGUCAGUGUUACUUUGCCUAAACAGAAUGAGAAAGUCUCAUCUCAAGCUACUGAUUCCAUUCUCAAGCCUACUGGGUUUCCAAAGUCAUUGCGUGGAUAUGUGGAAAGGGCUUUAGCUCGUUGCAAAGAUGAUGCACAAAUGGCAGCUUGCCAAGAUGUCAUGAAAGAGAUCAUCACGAAAGCUACUGCUGAUGGUACACUUCAUACAAGAGAUUGGGAUACUGAACCUCUUUUUGCAUUGCCUAAUACAGAUGGAGUGACAAAGGAGAGUCUACUGUGUUCAACCCCAACUUCUUCAUCUUCAAAGAGUAAAAGAAGUCCUAGUAGGCGAUCGAAAAGCCGGUGGGAGCCUGUAUCUGAAGAGAAACAAAUUGACAAACAGGCAUCUGUUACUCCUCACACUAUGAAAUAUGGAAGUUGGAAUAAACAGCAUUCAAGUGGAAAGACAGAAAGCAAGGUGCAUUCUUCAGCUCAUGUGAAGUUCUCCUUAUCAUCAGAACAGAAGUCCCCCAGCACGUUUUCCUUUAGGUCUACCAAGAGGCAGCGUCUUGGUGAUAGUAUGAAUGCAACUGAUAAUGGUGAAGCAUCUAGUGAUAGUGAUAAGGAACAAAGUUUAAUGGCAUAUUACUCUGCCGCUAUAGCUCUAGCAGACUCACCAGAGGAAAGGAAGAGAAGGGAAAACCGGUCAAAGCGUUUUGAAAAGAGAAAUGGUAAUCAAGCUGAAAGAAACAAUUUUAGCCCAAAAAGUGUUGGAGCUGGAAAUGUUUACUCUAGACGGGCAACUGCAUCAGUGCUUAGUAGAACUUUUGAGGAAAAUGGCAGUGUAGCUGUUGAAGAUAUUGACUGGGAUGCUCUUACCGUCAAAGGAACCUGCCAACAAAUUGAAAAACGUUAUCUACGGCUUACUUCUGCACCAGAUCCUGCCACGGUAAGACCUGAAGAAGUCUUGGAGAAAGCUCUACUUAUGGUUCAAAAUUCCGCAAAAAAUUACCUAUACAAAUGUGACCAAUUAAAAUCUAUACGUCAAGACCUUACUGUACAACGCAUACGUAAUGAGCUGACAGUUAGGGUUUAUGAAACACAUGCUCGAUUAGCGAUUGAAGUUGGAGACUUGGCAGAAUUUAAUCAGUGUCAGUCACAACUGAAAACACUAUAUGCAGAAGGAAUCAAUGGAUGUCAUAUGGAACUUGCAGCAUAUAAUUUACUUUGUGCACUUCUGCACUCCCACAACAAGAGAGAUCUCCUAUCGACAAUGUCAAGAUUAUCAGCUGAAGCUAGGGAGAACACGGCUGUUAAACAUGCUCUUUCAGUUCGUACAGCAGUGACCUCUGAAAACUAUGUGCUGUUUUUCAAACUAUACAGAACAGCUCCCAACCUCAACAGCUGUCUCAUGGAUCUUUAUGUUGAAAAGAUGCGGUACGCAGCUGUAAGAUGUAUGUCUCGUUCAUAUCGUCCUACAGUUCCUAUACCCUAUGUUGCUCAGGUUUUAGGGUUCACUUCUGUCAUGCCCACAACUGAAGUAAGUGAUGCGGAGAGAGAUGGUGUGGAGGAAUGUAUAGAAUGGUUGAAGGCACACGGUGCAUGCCUUACUUCGGAUAAUUCUGGAGAGAUGCAACUUGAUACAAAAGCAUCCACAUCAAGCCUUUUCAUGCCGGAACCUGAAGAUGCUGUGGCUCAUGGAGACGCGAGUCUUGCAGUAAGUGAUUUUUUGACCCGCAAUCUUGUUGUAUGAUUAAAAGAACCCUCAAAAUACUGUAUUCACUAUUCAGUAAUGGGCAUUUUGACUAGUUUUAGCUCUUCCUGUUAAAUCUUUGUUUUGGAGAAGCGCUCAAUUCUUUACCUGUAAGAAUUUAACGCAUAUAGCUGAGCAGAAAUCAUUGUAAGCAAAUGCAAGUAAAAUUGUAUUCUAGUAAUGGAUAUAGAGUUGUAUGAUUGUUAACGAAUAUAGCCAAUUUUGAUUA